Molecule: messenger RNA, 1050 nt
Organism: Papaver somniferum (opium poppy)
Lineage: Eukaryota; Viridiplantae; Streptophyta; Magnoliopsida; Ranunculales; Papaveraceae
Product: putative ubiquitin-conjugating enzyme E2 38
Exons: 1
Coding region: 1-1050 (349 amino acids)
Molecular function (GO): ubiquitin conjugating enzyme activity
Source: RefSeq, a predicted model, not a curated record
AUGGCAAGAGAAUUCAAGCAAUUUGAUAUCAUCUCAACCGAUGAAGUCAACUCCAUUAGUGACCAUUACUACUUUUGUCCAUCUAAAUCUCUAUCAUCAUCAACCACUAAGCAUAUAAUGAAAGAGUGGAGAAUUUUAAAAAAAAAUCUACCAGACUCCAUCUUUGUUAGGGUUUACGAAGAAAGAGUCGAUCUUUUACGAGCAGUGAUCAUAGGACCAACAGGUACGCCUUACCAUGACGGUUUUUUUUUUUUUUUUUUUUUUGAUAUUCAAGUCCCUUCCGAUUACUCUGCAUCACCACCAAACGUUUACUAUCGGUCUUUCGGGUAUAGUAUAAAUCCUAACGUAAAAGCAUGGGGUUCUGUUUGCUUAAGUCUUCUAAAUACUUGGGAUGGUCAGAAGUACCAACUAUGGAAUCCAUUUCAAUCAACUAUUCUGCAGGUUUUAGUAUCUAUUCAAGGUCUGGUUCUCAAUGCUGAACCCUAUUACAAUGAGCCUGGUUAUGGAAAUUUAUCUCCUAGGCCAUCAUGGUUUAAAAAAAGAUCAUUGCGUUAUAAUGAAGAUGUAUUUAUCAUGAGUUGUAAGACAAUGUUGUCUAUUCUUAAAAGACCACCGAAGUCCUUCGAGGAGUUUGUAAAUCAAUAUUUUCGCAAUCCAGCUAGUGCUAUUUUGGUUGCUUGCAAUGCUUAUAUUAAUGGCCAAGUUGAAAUUGGUGGUCCUAUUAUAACUAGCACUGCUGAGACAGAGAUUACUACGUCCUUGACUUCAUUUACAUUUAAAGCAGCGGCGGGGUCUCUCUAUCCAAGGCUUGUGGACCCAUUCAUAAAGAAUGGUUCGUCUGUAGAGAGUAUUGAAUUAUUAGACACUAGUAAGAUUAUGCGGAAGAAUAUUGGUCGUCGCCGUAGAAUUUACCAACUUGCUGCUGUUAUGCUUUUGGUACUGGUCAUCUUUGCCAUUCCUUUUGUUCAAAAGGCUUAUGGUGCUGGAGUUCUGCUUUACAGCUUAUUUGGAUUCUAUAUCCUUUUGCUGUUCAUUUGUGUUUAUCUUUAG